UUCUUGAAAAAGUCCUUUGUCUAGGCAGCCUCCCAGAUGUAAUAGUUUAACCCCUCCCCACACACAAAUGGCAUUCAACUAAUUCUCAUAAAAAGUGCAAUCUUCUCAAACAGGCACAAAUUAUACUCUGCUAGAGAGUCUAGGGUUUGCAACCAAGCCUGGACCAAAGGGACCUUCUUGAGGCAUAAAUAGCAGGAAUCAGGCUCUCCUCUCUUGCAGAACAACUCAGCUGCAAGCAAAAGCAAGCGCUCUUCAACUUAUCAGUCCUCCACAGGAAACGCCUGGAAGUGUGAAAUAUUUGAAAUGGAAACUUGAAAACGUGUCUCCAGCUGUAACAAAAUGAUCACAACGCUGCUUCUCACGGUUCUGAGCUGUGUCACGUCUUUGCCACUUGAUGACAACUCAGUUUGCACAGCAGACGAGCUUGCCGCAUACCAUAUUGUUUUCUCAGGGAAAUGGAGCCACGUUGCAUUUCCUAAGCAGUAUCCACUCUACAGGCCUCCAGCACAGUGGUCUUCCCUUCUAGGCGUGACUCAUAAUUCCGAUUACAACAUAUGGAAAGCAAAUGAGUAUGCCAGUAAUGGCAUGCGUGACUUUGCUGAAAGAGGUGAACCAUGGACAUUAAUGAAGGAAAUUGAAGCAGCUGGAGAAAAAAUCCAAAGUGUUCAUGGAAUCUUCUCUGCGCCUGCCAUAUCCACUGGCACCGGACAAACCUCCACAGACCUAGAAGUUGAUUCAGGACAUCCACUGGUUUCCCUUGUAGUACGGAUUGUGCCUAGCCCUGACUGGUUUGUGGGUGUAGAUAGCUUAAAUCUCUGUGAAAAAGAUCAUUGGAAGCAGCAAAUCUCAUUGGAGCUUUUCCCAUAUGAUGCUGGAACUGACAGUGGAUUCACAUUUUCUUCACCCAACUUUGCUACCAUUCCACAAGAUACUAUCUCAGAGAUCACAAGUUCCUCUCCAAGUCAUCCAGCAAACUCAUUCUAUUACCCCAAGCUUAAAAAUUUGCCACCUAUUGCUCGAGUGACGCUGGUAAAGCUUAAGAGAAGCAGACUGGGUUUUCCUAUUCCUCAAACCAAUGUGACAACAAUAGGUAAUGAAAUAGAUGAUUCAGUAUCAGAGACUCCACUGGAUUGUGAGACAUCCUUCUGGUCUUCUUGGGGCCUUUGCAAAGGCACAUGCGGACAUUUAGGAAGCAAAAAAAGAACGCGUUAUGUACUUCUUCAGCCUGCCAAUAAUGGGACACCCUGCCCAAACCUGAAUGAAGAAGCAGAAUGUGAACCAGAUAAUUGUGUUUGAGACAGGGUAGUCCUUUUGGGAAAUUGUUUAGUUUAUUUAAAUAUAAGAUAUACUUAGUUAAUAUUGCCUAUUCUGUUUAUAUUAUGUUAAUAAUUCAGGGUAGUUGUAACAUUUUGUUGUCAUUUUCACAUAAUUGGAUAGAUGGCUGUGCUCAUUUCCUGCCAAGGAAACAGUAUUUUGUUUGUGAAUGCCAGUAGUGCCUCCUAGUGGUAGAAAAUACAGCAAAACUAUAUUUUUACACUUUUAUUUAAAAAGCACCUUUUGCUGUAAAAGAAUUAAAAUAGAAAAGCAUUUGCAUCUA
Anolis sagrei ordinatus is the source of this 1597-nucleotide messenger RNA. RefSeq names its product spondin 2 (gene SPON2). Gene Ontology annotation, biological process: cell adhesion. The record is from RefSeq and is a predicted model, not a curated record. Gene Ontology annotation, cellular component: extracellular matrix. Lineage: Eukaryota; Metazoa; Chordata; Lepidosauria; Squamata; Anolidae.